UGUGUGGCUCAGGGAGCGCGCAGCAUGGCGAUCGGUGCCAAAGAUGUCGGCUCAGUCAUGUGAUCAGCUGUGUCCAAUCACAGCUGAUCACAUGGGACAUGUACACUGAUCAUCAGGGCACUGAUGAUCAGUGUGCUCUGAUGAUCAGUGUGGCCCCAGAAGUGCCACCUGUCAGUGUCCAUCAAUGCCAGCUGCCAGUGCUGAACAGUGCCACGUGCCAGUGCCACAUAUCAGUGCCCAUCUGAGCUGCCUUUCAGUGUCACCCAUCAGUGCCACUCAGUGCCACCUAUCAAUGCCAAUCAGUGCCACCUAUCAGUGCCACCUAUCAGUGCCAGUCAGUGCCGCCUAUCAGUGUGCAUCAGUGCCACCUAUCAGUGCCCGUCAGUGCCUCCUAUCAGUGCCAGUUGCCAGUGCUGAACAGUGCCACGUGCAAGUGCCACAUCAAUGCCACAUAUCAGUG
Molecule: messenger RNA, 460 nt
Organism: Staurois parvus
Lineage: Eukaryota; Metazoa; Chordata; Amphibia; Anura; Ranidae
Source: the annotation of a GenBank genome assembly